AUGAUCAUCACUAGUGAUGAUAAUUCUGGUAUUCAUGAGCUUAAGCAGUUUCUAUGUCAGUAUUUUGAGAUGAAAGACCUUGGUUCUCUUAGCUACUUACCCGGCUUAAAGGUGUCCUCUAUCUCUGAUGUCUACUCUUUGACCCAAGCCAAGUAUGCUUCUGAUCUUCUCACCCGUGCUGGUCUCACAGAUUGUAAGAUAGCUGAUAGUCCGUUGGAGCCCAACAUCAAACUUCAUCCUACUGAUGGAAAGCUCCUUCCUGAUGCCACUCUUUACCGACAGCUUGUUGGGAGUUUGAUUUAUUUCACUGCCACUAGACCACACAUUGCCUAUGCAGUGUAUCUUGUUAGCCAAUUUAUGUCAGCUCCUCGUUCCAUUCACCAUGCAGAUGUUCUUUGCAUCUUACGCUAUAUGAAGGGAACAUUAUUUCAUGGGCUUCACUUUUCCUCUCACUCAUAUUUGACCUUGAAGGUUUACUUUGAUGCUGAUUGGGCAGGGACCCCUACUGAUUGCAGAUCUACCAUUGGUUUUCCUUUUCUACUUGGUGACUCUCUUAUCUCUUGGCGGAGUAAAAAGCAGACCACUGUUGCUCGCUCUAGCACUGAGGCUGAGUAUCGAGUGAACCAACAUUGA
This is a messenger RNA of Olea europaea var. sylvestris, 633 nucleotides long. RefSeq lists its product as uncharacterized. NCBI's taxonomy places the organism in Eukaryota, Viridiplantae, Streptophyta, Magnoliopsida, Lamiales, Oleaceae. The record is from RefSeq and is a predicted model, not a curated record. The coding region runs from base 1 to 633 and encodes 210 amino acids. The transcript has a single exon.